Messenger RNA from Danio aesculapii, 1653 nucleotides. Its product is annotated as E3 ubiquitin-protein ligase Hakai. The transcript has 6 exons. Bases 87 to 1469 code for a protein of 460 amino acids. The record is from RefSeq and is a predicted model, not a curated record. Lineage: Eukaryota; Metazoa; Chordata; Actinopteri; Cypriniformes; Danionidae. Gene Ontology annotation, molecular function: ubiquitin protein ligase activity. Gene Ontology annotation, biological process: protein ubiquitination; regulation of cell adhesion.
CUUGCGUAAACUGUGCGCAGCGUUGAUCUGCAAACUGCACGAAGCCACUCCCAUCACUUCAACGCAGUAAUGCACCGCGUCAAGUCAUGGACCAAAAUGAUAAUGACCUUCAAGGAACUGAUGGUUCGGGAUCACUUGGAGGUCUUGAUGUUCGCAGACAGAUCCCAAUCAAGUUACUGUCUAAACAGACAAUGAGAGGCAAACCACCUGCCCAACCUCAGCGUCCAGCCACCAGACUGCCCUCAAAGAGAGAGGAAGAGCCUUUCAGAUAUAAACAAGAGGAAAGAUUUGAGUGUAAAUCAGGAGAUGCAUAUGGAAACCAUCGCAGAUUCCCUCAUCCAAUCUUCUGGGAUUAUAAGCUCAACUUAGUAGGAGUAAAAGAUGACACUCCAGUCCAUUUCUGUGACAAGUGUGGCCUGCCCAUAAAAAUUUAUGGGCGAAUGAUCCCCUGUAAGCAUGUUUUCUGCUACGACUGUGCAGUGUAUUACGAGAAGAAGUGUGACAAAAUGUGCCCUGGUUUGUCCCUGUACAGCUGCACAGACCCGGUCCAGCGCAUCGAACAGUGCCAGCGUGGCUCUCUCUUCAUGUGCAACAUUGUGCAAGGCUGCAAACGCACCUACCUCUCACAGCGAGACCUGCAGGCACACAUCAACCAUCGCCAUAUGAGGGCCAGCAAGACCGGAAGUUCUCGCCCAGAUCCAUCACUUUGGGCCUCCGACCCAUCAGACCGCUUCCGGUUACCACCACCUCCACAUUUAACUAAAUCACACCCUCUAAUUCCUCCUCCACUGCAAGGCCACGAUGCCUACAACCAUCCACCUCCAGCUUCACCCUCCGAUUUGGGUCCUUCCCCACGGCCCCUUCCCCCAGAAACCUUCCGGAUUGCCACAUUGUCUACACGCAAACAUAGCAACCUCAUCACGGUGCCCAUUCAUGAUGACUCAGGGAGCUCUGGCCUCUCGCACCCACAUACACCCCCUGGCCCACCUCAACACCAUCACUCUGGUGAUUACACCAGCCAACCGGUGGUGUCUCACCCGCAUCACAUUAUGCCUCCACUACAACAACCACAUUACGGGCCUCCGCCACCUCCACCACCUCCUCUCAGUAUCCCAAUGCAACACCCGCCACAGGGCUCUGCCACACCUCACAUGGUUUACAACCAACCACCUCCAAUGUCAACACCCCCUCCACCCGGACACAUCAUCAGCCCAAUGCCACCGUUCAUGAACCACCCUCCACCUGGUCCCAUUCCCCCAGUCAGUUCACACUGCUACAACCCAAACUCAAUGCCACAGGACCAAGGCACACUAAGCCCACCUUUUACCCAACCAGGCGGUAUGAGCCCAGGAAUUUGGCCCAAUCCACGUGGGCCCCAUCAGCCCUGUAUGCAAGGGCCACCACCACAGGGACAGAUGCCAGGGCCUCACCACCCAGACCAGUCACGAUAUAGACCAUAUUACCAGUAGAAUUUGCCACAGUCACAGUUUGAGUGCACAAAGUAUCAUUUAUGAUUGGAUAUGGUCCACCGGGCCUUGUGUGUUUGAUGAUAACUUGAUAUAAUUACCAUUGCUGGUGCUUUUUGUACUAGUGUCCCUCAUUCAGGGCAGUUCCAUUGAAUAAAAAAAAAACUAUUACUUGAAUGGAAAAAUA